AUGUCUACCGAUUAUAACAAUAGCGGUAACACAACUAAUACUAGGAACAUCCCUGUUCAAAGAACAAAAUAUGCGGACUCCAUUUUGAUUUCUAAACAACCUUAUGAAGCAACAGAAACAAUCAGAAUCAGAUUAUCACAAGCUAAGCUAAUAAACAAGAUAUUCUAUCUUUUCUUCAACGAAAUCGCUAACCUGAAAAAAAACUAUGCUCAACAACUAAGAAAGAUAAUUGUAGAAAAUCAAGAUUUGUCCGUUUUAUUAAAUCAACAAUUAUUGGAAAAUUCUGUCUUAACAGAAAAGGAAUUAGAAAAUUUUGAUUUUGAUUUGUUAGGUGAAUUGAAACCUUUAUGGACUACAGUGAUUGCCGAAUUGAAAAAUGACUUGAACUCCACAUUAGAAUUUAAGAACGUCUUAUCAAAGCAAGUGGUAAAAAAUUUGAAAGAUUCAACAGAAAAUAAUUCAAGUUGGAAUGAAAGUAAGAAACUACAUUCUAAAUUGACUCAAAUUGCUGCAUCGAUAGAUCAUUAUUCUAAAUCUAGUAACGAUUCACAAAAUAAUUUGCAACAAGCAAAUCAACAAUGGGACCAAGAAGUUCCAUACCUUUUUGAAUUAUUUGAGAAUAUUGAUUAUAAUAGAUUACAAUUAUUAAAAGACUGUUUAUUAACUUAUCAAACUGGGUUUAGUGAUUAUCUUUUAAAUACAACAAAUCAAUGUGAAACUGUUAUGACAAAGUUCUUGGAAUUCGAUCCUGAAAAGGAAAUAGAUCGUUUUGCUCAAGAGGCAACGAAUUAUGAUUUCAAGCCAUUAUUGGACCAUAACAAAAACGUACCCGAACAACAACAACGUCAAAACCCCUUGCAACAGCAAGAACAAAUGGCAAAAAAUGAGAGUAACCAAACUGAUCACAAAUCUAAAAGAAAGAGUACAUUUGGUAAUUUGGGACAUCGUUUCACUUCUUCUUCAACUGUAGUACACCAUGAUUUGUUGAAUAAUGAAUUCUCGGAUUCUUCAAAUAAUCAAUCUUUAAAACCAAAGAAAUCAAAUCAUAAGCUAAGGUCGAAAAUGGGCUCCAUCUUCGGUUUGAAAAAUAGGAAAUCGCAGUUUAUAGCUAAUUCAACUCCAUUACCACCAUCUACUACUUCGAAUAUCCCUGAAUCAAAGAGAGAGUCUACUCCAAAUUCAACUAACAGUGGUACAAUUUCAAGGAGAUCAUCCACAUUGGUUAAUAAUAAUAACACUAAUAGUAGUAGCCGCCGUGCAACGUUCACGUCAACGACAAGUACUACAACUAAUCCGGAUACUUCAAGAAAUAAUACAUUUACUUCUCCGAACAGAAAUAAUCAAUUUAACUAUAAUGUCAUUAAAGAGGAAUCGAUGUCCCAACAAAAGAUGCAACAACCGGCGCCGGCCACUGCUACCGUGCAACAACAACCUUUGUCUCCUCCGCUUACAAGAGCACAACAUUCUAUGUCUCCAUCAGUCGGAAGACAAAAACAACAGCUUCAUAUGGGGCAAACUCCUCCAAUUUCUGAAUCCCCAAUUACCCCUGUUUCAAACAAUAGCAACAAUUUAUCAAUGUCUCAACCCCCAUUACAACCACAAAUGAAGAAUAAGCCUUUGCCAACUGAACCACAAUCACAAGUACAACAGCAACAACAACAACAACAACAACAACAACAACAACAACAACAACAACAACAACAUUAUGUCGAUAAUAAGCCAAUGCAUAUCCAUGCUCCUGCUGUCCCACCUUCAAGAAAGCUUUCUCAAUCAAGAAAUUCACAAAUAUAUGCUAAUCAACAACAGCAACAACAACAACAACAACAACAACAACAACAGCAACCUGCAUCAUCUACAAUACAGUCAAAGUUACCUGUUCAAAUGACUGGUGAAUUAAAUAUUUUAAAUCCGCAAGCAACAGGAUCUUCAUCAACUUUACAAUUAACUGGUCAAUCGGUAUUCCAACAUGCCACAUUAGAAGAAACAUCAUCACAAUCUACCUUUGGUUUGAAUGCUUCCAUAGCGGAAGUUAUUAAUGCAUCAUUCAAAGAAGGUAUCAUUCAAGAUUGUCAAUUAAUUGGUGAAAUUGCUCUAACUUAUAUCCCCAACUCAAUAAUGAAUACACCUUUGCCCAUCGGAAUUAAUUUAAAGAUCAAUAAUAGUGAUAAUUUCGAUGCAAUGAUCUUAAAUCAAGCAUUCAUGGAAAAGAUUCAAGAAAGUAAUGAAGAAUGUAAAGAAACUUUCAAGAUUAAUCCUGAAUUUAUUAAUUCAAGAACUUUAGGUGCUUUGAAAUAUUCCAUUAAACAAAAUGAAAAAGUAAUUCCACCAAUUACUAUUCAACCUGUUUGGAAAUUUGAGAAUCAUCAGGCAAGUGUUGUAUUGACUAUUAAAAUCUCACCAAUGGUUCCUGACGAAAUUGAUUCAUUAAUACUAGAAGAUCUUGUCGUUUUCGUUUCCAUUGAAGGUGCUAAUGGUGCUAGUGAUGAUAAUGUUGAUUUGGAAGCAACAAGUGCACUUUCUAAACCUCAAGGUUCAUUUAAUAAAGAAAAGAGAAGAAUUACAUGGAGAUUUAAAGAACCAUUGGUUUUGAAGAGAAAUUCUACGGGUGAAAGAUUAAUUGCAAGAUUUUUAACUAAUGGUCUUGCAAGGGAAUCUCCUAGAGGUGUCAUUACUAAAUUUACUAUUCGUAGUAAUCAAAAAAUAUUAAUAUUAUGA
Messenger RNA from Naumovozyma dairenensis CBS 421, 2715 nucleotides. It is a transcript of the gene SYP1, whose product is annotated as Syp1p. The transcript has a single exon. The coding region runs from base 1 to 2715 and encodes 904 amino acids. NCBI's taxonomy places the organism in Eukaryota, Fungi, Ascomycota, Saccharomycetes, Saccharomycetales, Saccharomycetaceae. The record is from RefSeq and is a predicted model, not a curated record.